AUGAUGCACGACAUUCUGAUCAAAAACGGACUGAUAUAUGACGGCAGCGGCGGUGACGCUUAUCACGCAGACGUUGCGGUAACAGACGGCAUUAUUACCGCCGUGGGUGACGCGGCAGCAGGUAAGGCGAACCGCAAAAUUGAUGCAGAUGGCGCCAUCGUGACACCUGCCUGGGUGGACAUUCAUACUCACUAUGAUGGUCAGGUGACCUGGGAUACAGAUAUGAACCCAUCUGCCAGUCACGGUGUGGGUACCAUCGUCAUGGGUAACUGUGGGGUAGGUUUUGCGCCGGUGGCUCCGGAUGGCCAGCAAGCACUGAUUGAACUGAUGGAAGGGGUGGAAGAUAUCCCCGGCACGGCCUUGUAUGAGGGCAUGCCCUGGGGCGCCUGGCAAACCUAUCCUGAAUACCUCGAUUUUCUCAGCGGCCGGGAAUAUGCCCUCAAUAUCUCUUCGCUGGUGGCGCAUGGCGCCGUGCGUAAUUAUGUGAUGGGGGAAAGAGGCCGCACUAACGAGGCGGCUACGGAAGGCGACCUUGCCCAAAUGGGUGAUAUUGUUGAAGAAGCUCUGCGCGCCGGCGCUGUUGGCUUUUCAACUUCCCGCAUUCUCGGGCACCGCUCAAUUCAAGGCGAGCCUGUUCCUGGCACCUUUGCCAACGAUGCUGAGGUGAUGGUCAUCGCCCAGGCGCUUAAACGCGCAGGUAAAGGUCUGUUUCAGAUUAUUCCAUCCAGCACGUUAGGCCCGGGGCGCCCGGAGUUCAGUGAACAUACCUCGCUGGAGCAGGAAAUUGACCUGAUCAGUCGGGUCAGUAAACAAAGUGGCAGGCCGGCCACCUUUACACUUUUCCAGAUUGAUGACUGGUCGGAUAAAUGGCGAGAAGCCAUCGACCGGGUCAAAGCGGGCAAUGCAGACGGCGCGCAGGUGUUUCCGCAAGUGGGCAGCAGGCCCACAGGUCUGGUACUGAGCAUGCAGACCUACCACAACUGGAUGUUGAAACCGUCUUACCAGAAGCUGAAAUCUCUGCCUGCCAACGAACGUAUCAAGGCCAUGCAGAAUCCGGAUAUAAAAAACGCAAUCCUGCGCGAGGAGAAUGACAUCACAGGCGUUCCUGUUGGCUCCAUGGAAUUUGGUAUCUGUCACGCUGAAUUGAACAUGGCGAACACCUUCAUUCUGAAAAGCGACAGUACGUAUGAACCGCGGCAGGAAGAAAGUGUGGCGGCGCUGGCGGGUAGUACCAAUCAGACACCGGAAGCGUGGUUGUACGACUAUCUGACUGAAGAUGAAAACAAUAUGGUCAUUGUGUUUUUCACCAACUAUUCAGACUACAACCUGGAUGCAGUGCGUGAGAUGCAGAUGGAUGAUGCCACAGUCACCGGGUUGUCCGAUGCCGGGGCACAUGUUUCUCUGAUUUUUGAUGCGGUGAAUCCAACCUAUCAAUUGAGCUAUUGGACGCGUGACCGCAGUCGCGGCGCAACGUUACCACUGGCGCACGUUAUUCAUCGCGCGACCCGGAAAAAUGCUGAACUCUUCGGCUUUACUGACCGUGGUUUGAUCAAACCCGGUAUGAAGGCGGACAUUAAUGUCAUUGAUUAUCCGAAUCUACGCCUAGGUGAUUUGCGCAUCGCAAAAGACCUACCGGCUGGUGGCAUCCGAAUCCUGCAGGACGCAAAAGGCUACGUGGCGACACUGAUCAACGGGGUGCCAACGCGCCUGGAUGACGUCGACACCGGCGCAAGACCCGGGCGGCUGAUUCGCAGCUAA
Symbiodinium necroappetens is the source of this 1758-nucleotide messenger RNA. The record is from the annotation of a GenBank genome assembly. Lineage: Eukaryota; Dinophyceae; Suessiales; Symbiodiniaceae.